This is a messenger RNA of Symbiodinium pilosum, 10186 nucleotides long. NCBI's taxonomy places the organism in Eukaryota, Dinophyceae, Suessiales, Symbiodiniaceae. The record is from the annotation of a GenBank genome assembly.
GUCGCAGUCGCUUGUUGCUGUGCCCUCAGGGACACACAUAGAUGCGCAGGGCGGCAGCACAUGUGAUGCUCGAAGUGUGGAGGGAGAGGUGGACGGCCCGCCAGUGGCCCCGACAAUUACAAUGUUGCCUAACGCAGCGCUGCCAGCGCAGGCCUUGUUCGUAAAAGGUCGUUGGUGUGACGCCAUAUUCUUCUCGGGCAAAAGCUGGGAGAUUCGCGGCAAGAACACUACCAAGCGAGGCCGCAUAUGUAUCGCCAAGUCAGGCGCCAACCAACUCAUUGGGGAAGUCACCGUCGUUGACAGCCUGCCCGUUGGGGUCCGCGACAAGUCAGGCGAGUUGCGUCCAGCAGACGAGACGCCGGGUGCUGCCCAGUUGUUUGUGAAACGCCCUGACAACUUCAAGAAACAUUGCAUCGAGGAUUUUUCUGUCUUGAAAGGUUAUAAAAAGUGCUAUGCCUGGGUGCUUGCGAAUGUAGUCAGGUAUGAGGUGCCCCUGCCCUGGAAGCCAAAGCGCGGGCCGGUCACCUUUGCAAACAUAGACAUGGCGCAGGUAGCAAGCCGGGGAGGGAGCGCAGCUAAGGCCAGCUGUCAGGCGGCCCGGGUCUUGUUGCAGUGGCGCUGCCGUGCUACACUCCGAAUGCUGCCUGCGCCCAUGGCCCACUUCCAUUCAGUUGGUCCUCUGUGCAGUCCCGCCAACAUUCGCCUUGAGCUGCGCCAGCCGGCCUCCCGCUUGAUUGUCGGGCUCAAGCCCAAGCAAGUCGUUGUGCCUGGCGUCAGCGAUGCAUGUUGGAUCGACAUUCGCAAUCCCCUGCAGUCCCAGAUGACCGUCUCGGUUGGUCAGGCAGACAGGUUUGCAGCUGGUGAUUGGGGAGGCCCUUCUGCUUGCGGACUUUUUGACUGGCCCCUGCACACUUUGCAGUUGUCUUGGACAAGCGACUCCUGUGACCUGAGCAUAGACGGUUUUCCAAUCGCGCAUGUCAGACCAGUGGACGUGGCCACAUGGUCCUACCUGUACAUGCACUGUCUAGGGGAUCACAUCUCUUCGGCAACCUUCAGUGCAACACUGCUGCCCAGUGAAGUGCGGAGUGUGCCCCUGCCGCCUUCGUGCGAGGUGUGUGCCGCAGCAGCUUGUCACUGCUGCCGCGUCUGCAACACGUGGCAGUGCGCUGCUCAUACCACUUGCAGCGGCUGUCCGGUCGACAUGCAAGCCGGCGGACUGCCAGAUUUUGCAGACUUGCCGUUGGAAGUCUUGCGCAACGCGGCGCAGCAAGUUGCAGAUCUGCAAAGCCUGGUGCAUCUUGGGCGAAGUAACCGAGCAUGGUGGGAACUAAUCCUGCAAAGCGCAACCUGGAGACAGAACAGCAUUUUAGCUCAAGACACUAGCAGCCAGUGCACACGCAGUCAGGCAGCGCAGCGCCUGCUCGGAGGUUUGAGCAUGGACACCGUUGUCCACAUCAGACAUUCGCAGAUACUCUGCGUUCCUGCCAGCGCUGCUGUGUUUCUUGCGCACUGGCAGGGUCGCUACAAGCCUGAAUUCCAUCACCCAGAAGCCCUUGCCCGGUUUUCUUGGAUUGCUCUGCACCCUUGCUGCAGCAUGGCCAGCUUAGAAAUUUGUUUGCCUCGCUUAGCGUCGCACCUAGUUCUCGGAGCACGUUGCGCUCGAAACCGGGCCCCAUUGCGUGGUCGCACAGGCCUAGUGCUCGGUGACUUGUUUACUGAACGUGCUUGGUUUCAGUACUAUCGGCAGGGCCAGCCAGAGCUGUUGCCGUUUGUUUUGCGCCCCGGACAUCUGACAGUGCUGCUGGAGUGGGGCCCCGACAUGUUCCGGGUGUCGGUGAAUGGUCACACGUUUGCUCCUGUUGCGCUGCAGCCGCAUGUGCAGCUGCCUCCUUGGGCCUUCGUGAAGGUCCUAUGCUUGGCCCACCCUUUGGCCUCUGGCGCUGGGUUCUCAGUAGAGCCGCGCCCGGCGAGGUCUUGGAGGGGUGCACCUUCCUGCGCACACUGCGCGAAGCCGGCAGUUGCGGCGGAGCUUUGCUGUCUGGCGUGUGAACAGUGGUACUGCAGCGCGCAUGGUUUCUCCUGCCCAGAAGUUUGUGUUGGUUGCGUUGAGGACACAUGGUGGCCCGACUACCUGGCCGGAAGCACUCUUGACCUUGAGCUCCGCCGUGUGCAAGCCUUGCGACGCCAGCAGCUGCGGCUGGGCGCGUGUGAAGACGACGCCCUAUUGCUAGAAGCACGCCUUGCGCAGGCCGAACUUCGAAUCGUGGCUUUCCCAGGCGCAGAAAGGUUGGUGACUUUCAACGUGCUAGGCAGCAUGAUUCCAUCAGCGUUGGAGUCUCCAGAGUUUGCGCGCGGCGUGGCCGCCUCCAGCCACGCUGUAGCGCAAGGAUGCAGUCCCCCUGCAGGCAGCCUGUCGCUGUAUGACCAUGACUUGCAUUUCGCGUUGCCUUCGCCCAUGUGGUCUGGACGCUUCCCUCGUACCAGGCUGACAUCAGAGCCCGCACUUUGGGAUACGGAGUUUCUCAACACUCCGCCUGUCCUUGACCAUCUGGCAGCCCUGCACAGUCACUCACGCGACCCCGACCUCACCUUUGAUCCUGCCUCGCAUGUGUACAGGUGGCAGGGGCAGCCGGUGCCUGUGUCUGUGACAGGCCUCAUUCACUCGUUCUCAAGACCUUUUGAUAGCUUGGCAGUAAUACGGGCUAUGCGUGAAGGGAGCAACUGGCCCAGGGCUGGCUACAUCGUGCAAUAUGCGUCUCUCGAUUUGCUGGCCGCAAUGGCCAGCAUUCCUGGUACUGAAGCCCUGCGCGCGCAGCUUCAGGCGCUGCCUUUGGACGAGGAGGCAGUGGUUCUCUGCGCAAAGCAGCUUCUGGCAGAGCGGGCCGAUGGUGCCAGUGUGCUGGGCAUGAUCACACUUAGCGACGCAGACAUACUGCAAAAGUGGGCAUCCGCCCGGCGAUGUGGUGCCGCGCGCGGAACAUGGAUGCAUGCGCAAGUCGAGUGCCUGCUGAAUGGUGGAAUCGUUUCUAGCCGCAGCAUAGAGUCCAUAUUUUUUCUUCACUUCGUGCGUGACCAUCUGCUUGCCCGGGAUCUGCAAGUGUACCGCACCGAAUGGCGAGUUUACGCUACGGAGGAGGCUCUGGCCGGCUGCAUUGACUGUGCCGCUCGCCGUAGGGAUGGCGAGCUGGUUCUGUUUGAUUGGAAGCGAACCAAGCAUCUUGUGUCCAAAGCCCGUGCCUUUGGCAGGGUCAUGCUGCCACCCUUUCAGCACAUACCAGACAGCGCGUGGUGGCAUUAUCGCCUGCAACUCAACCUGUAUGCUGCAAUUCUUGAGCGCUACUACCAGCAGCUUGUUGUUGGGCUGCACGUUGUUUGCAUGCACCCAGAGGAGGGCUUGCAAGUCUUCGACGUGCCACGUCUGCCUAGGGAAACAAAUGCCUUACUGGAAGCAGCACGUGCGCGGAGGUGGCAGGAUCAGCUUGGCGGCGCGCUGCCAGUCUGGGCCUGGUCUGAGGUGGUCUCGUUUCUUGCCACGGCUUCUGCGCUUCGCAGUCUACGUUUAUCUUCCAAGGAAGUCGGAGCUGUUGUUCUUUGCCCGCAGAACUGGCGUGGCUUGAGUCUGGAUUUUAGGUCUGUCGGGCUGCGCGGUUGGCGCAAGCUCCUCCCUGCUCUCGCGUUAUGGCAGGAAUCUGCCGCCGUCUCCGUGCCGUACUGGGGCCUUGCCGAUACUCUGACAGUUCUUCCGUUUGCCACAUUUCAGUGGACCGGCCGCUUUAUUUCAGCAGCGCCGCUCUGCUUUGUGUGGGCCUCGCAGCAGCCGCUUUUCGGCGAGGCGUGCUUUUCCUUCGACCUGCAAAGCCAUCUUCGUGAGCUCGUGGUUGGUUUCUGCUCCCCGCUGGGCGCUGGCUGGUUUCGUGUGCACGCUCCAUUCUCGCCGCGUGCUUGCGUGGCUUUCCACACCGGCAAUGCGCAAGAUGCAGUGUGCAAUUUUCUUGAUCUGCCUUCUAAGUUUCAGCAGUCUCCAAUCACACCUUGCAGUGUUUGCCUCCGGUGGGGGGCUGAAGGUGCUGCCCUGCUUCUGGGAGAUGCCAGCGUCAAGGUUAAGGCUGAAUUCCUGGCCCAGCCGCCUCACCCCUGUGGCAAAGUCUUUGUGACGGGCCGACUUGGUGUUCGCGGCACGUCUCCCGUCAUCAGCCCUACACUUUCCCACGUGCCUCAGCACGGCGCAACUGUGUGCCAUCUUUGCCGCAGGAGCGCAGUCGUAACUUCUCGUCUCAUGGAGGCUUGUCGUGGCUGUGGUUCUUGGUUCUGCUUGAAUCACUCUUUCCUGGUGCGCAAAUCCUGCGGGCACUGCCGCAGAACCUGUGUGGCUGCCGAUGUACAUGGUGGCGCCUGCCAGGGCGCCCGCGCCCAAACAGUACGCAGCGGAAGCCAUGCUUUCAUCAGCCCUAUUUGGUUUGACGAGCAGGAGCUACGCAGGCAGGUCCAGCAGUUUGCUGAAGCCACCAGUCGGACUGCUCAGGUUGCCUUUGAAAGCGCGCAACAGCGCACGUGUUGGAGCCUUUUCGGGGAGAACAGUAGCGCUCAAUGUCUUGUUGGCCGCCGUCGUCCGUACGGUCACAUUAUCCGCGCGCUGGAGCUCAGUGGGUGGAAGCGUGUCUCCCUCUCAAACCGGCUUGAGAGCUGCAAUUUGGGGGCCUGUGUGGCUGUCGAUGUGCAAGGCGGCGCUGCCGACGCGUCCCAGGAAUCUGGUCUGCCUGAAAUUGGUGAACUUCCUGCAGGUGAAGAAGACAACGUUGCCGGCGUUGCCACGCCAGGUAGCGAGCAGGCCCAGCUUCAUUCUUCCCAGGAGGAGCCUCCUUGUCCGCGUGACCUUCAGCUCGAAGCCUGUAAGAAGCGUAGGCUGCUUCCAGGCGCAGGCGAGUCUGCCCGCCUCUUUGAAGAAACAUUUGAGGAACAACGCCGGUUGGCCAGCGAGGCCUUGCGCAACAUUAGGCCGGCCCGGGCAGAGUCCAGGUCUUACUCCAUCCUCAGCCAGACGCAGCACGUUCUGGCCGAGAUGCUGCAGCUCCAGCCCACUUGGUCAGAGCAGCUUCGUCGACUUGUGGCAACUGCGUGUGUUCUCCCACGGGUGAGGUUGGCCGAUGCAUAUGUGAGAGAGCACAUUCUAUUCAUUUGGCUCAUGCAGGGGGGAAGGUACAUACGCUCCCACAGCGGCCAGUGCUACCUCUACCACGAAGCUGGGGCCUUUCAGGUGUACCGUGGCUGCCCUCACGAACAGACUGUUGCUCGCUUAAAGGAGUUCCUCCUUCAAUUAGAAGGCUUCCUGCGAGAGCUCCCCACUGAUGUCAGACCUGACUUGCCUUCCUUGGCUGGAGCAGCUCAGCGCAUGAUGGAGGUCCAUGGCGGCGACGUGGACAGGUUUUUGGACGCCUUGUGUGACGCGGGCGUGCGCAGCUGCAGAGACGAGGCAGCGGGGAGGCCGCGUAUUGAGGCUGCAAGACUUCCCGGGGCAGGGGCUGAAGAAGCUCCUCGAGAAAUUCACACCGACAAAAGCUGGGCAGAUCACUGUGCUGCGGCCAUGCUAAAACUGAGCCAAAACUUGCAGCGAGAGAUCAUGAAUGAGCAGAUCUACCGUCUGAUCAACGAGUGGUGUGAAACCCCAAGAAAGCAACAGCCUGGGUGCGCCUACUUGGACACCUGUGUGCGGUAUGAUCGUAGCUGCAGCGUGGAGUUGUGCUCGCCUCACCCUGACAACAACAUCUACUUGCUCAUUCCACAUGCCCUGAAGCCAGCGCUGCCAGACCCCUUUCUUCAGGAAGCAACAGCCCGCCUUGACAAAUUCCUCAGGCAGACGUUCUGGGCGAACACUGACGUGUUCUUGUGCUGCCAGGCAGCGCAGGCGCUCGCCAAGCGGGGUGAGAACAUUGACCGGUGCUUUAUAGGGCAGAGCCCCGGCGGCGUUGGGCAGAGCUUGUACUCCGCGCACCUCAACGCAGUUUACGGCCAGAACCAUGCCUACAUUGAUCCCAACAUCUGGUUCGAUGAUCAGGAACUACGCAAGCAAGUGGAGCAGUUUGCUCACGCCGUGAUUCUGACUGCCCAGGAGGCCCCGGAAACCACGCGAAAAAUGCGUGAGGACCUAUACAAGAAAACAAUGAGUGCAGAUGGGAUUGCGGGCCGGCGCCCGUACGGCUAUAUCACCCGCAUGAUAGAGCUCGUUGGCUGGAAGCGGAUGGAGGUGAACAGGUUCAUGCCUUUCAAAGGCGUUUCCGAGCACAACUUCCCAUCAAUCUUGCGCCGUAGCUUCGUGUGGCUUGCCAAAGCCCGGUUUGUUGCAGCAUGCUUCUUGGCCGACCAUUACCCAGACUCGCAUCUUGAUGGCUACUUCCCAAAAGAUCCAUCUUUGAAAGAGUUCCUCGUGUCUGGGCCAGCCAUUGCAGCCAGUCUGGUCCUCCAGCACGGGUUUGAGAUGAAGUUCGGCCGCGAGCAGUGCCUGAGCUUGAUUGAGAAUUACGCAGGCUUGGGUGGGGAUGCUGGGCUCACGGAAGAUAAAAUGCGCGCUGCCUGCAGCCUGCAGGCUCGUGCGCGGACAGAGACAAUCGCGCCAGGCCUGCUGCCCGAGGCCGAUUCUGAGCACGGAGAAAAUUUGCGUGCGCAGUGCGCUUCCGUUCAAAAAAGCAUCAUUGACUACUGCUGGCAGAAAGGCAUUUUUGCAUGCACAAAGUCCAUGUUCAUCAACCAUGUCAAGCUGCCAGCAGAUGCUCCCAAUCUCGACCGUGAGACCAUGUGGAGCAAGCUGCUUGAGUCUGGCCUUCUUCAGGCGUUAAGCAGACGUGGGAAGGGCAAAGAUCACGCUAUCCCACUUGUCGUGGAGCCGGCAGAGAUUCUGCUGCUUUUCCCUCUCAAGGAGAGGCGCCAGCUUCCUUUUUCAUUUCCGGAGCUCUGGCAUCUUGGCCAAGUGAAGGCUUAUGCCACUUCUCACGGGUCCCGAGAGAACAAUGUGGUGGUUCUCUCUGCGUGCGUGGAUGCAAUCACAUCAAGGCAGAGCAAGCAUGGCCGAAGGACCAGAGCAGAGGAACAGGAACUUGAUAACAUCAAAGGCCUUCGCAGAUCCAUAGACAAGUGUGAAGAGACUAUUGGCCAACUUCUGCAGGCAGCUUUGGAUUUCGAGGCAGUCACCUCAUCUCCCAGCACACGCCGAAGCCGCAAGGAGCAUGAUACAGUUUGCUGUCUCCUGGAACAGUGCGCGCAAGGCAGAACGCAACUUAUUCAGGAGUCCCUCCGUCUGUCUCUGGGCGAAGGCAAGCAAGUCCUGCUGGAGGUUGCCCAUGGCAGCGUUCCUCCACUCUCUUUGAACCGCUGCAAGCUCCUUCGCGACUUGCAGGAUGCUUCAACCUACCUCAAAUGGGUGGCUACAGGCGUGCUGCCUGAGUUACAUGAUGUGUUUGUGCGUGACAUCGCAAAGAAAAAUCCAGAAAACUCAGUGCUUGCGCAUCUCUACCAGGCGCUAGAGGACAUCAUCAUGUGUGCCUGGGUUGAACAUCUCACCGCGCUCGACCUGGCUCAUUUAUCUCUGCACUUUGACGGAGUGCGCCUUGUUCCUCCUUCGCACGUCAGCAUCGAUGACAUAUGCGAAGCAUCGAUGACACACAUCGCGCAGGCAACCGGCUUCAAUCUGCGCAUCCGGCCAAAGAGUCAUGGCUUCUUGCGUGAUCUUCUUUUCAGCCAAGCAGUAACUGUGGGCGCUCUGCAGCCUGCGAGCCCAUCCUACGAGGCUGUGGGCAAUGGCAUUCCUGCAGCGCUAGCUUUCUGUUUCCAGGAUGGCGAACGUGUUCUGCGUUGGCUCAGGGAGUCAAAUUCUGAAAAUGUGAACGCCAAGCGUUUUGGAGUACGCUCCUACCGUGCUUGUGCCGCGCAAUUGAAGCGAGCGUUGCUGGGAAGGCUGGAAUACCGUCCUCCAGCGGCGGGCCGUGUCAUCUUGCAUACUGAGGACCGAGGCAGGGCCCAUGCUAUUCCCUGUGUGUACAAUAAUGAUGGCCCAUGCCAGCUGCUGCUGGGUACCCAGAUCGUGGAGUUGUCCGCGGGCCACAUCGCAAAUGUUGUGGAGACUUGUGUGGACAGGAAGACAAUGGUCUUUUUUCACUGCUUUGCGUCCCAAGAUGAAAUUCCGCCGGAAGGCGCAGAGGCAUGUUUCGGAGACCUGCUCGACUUGCAAGCCGGGAGCUCAGAAGACGACAGCGAGGACCUGCCACUGUCCGAGAGCGAGGGAGAGUAUGCCGGUUGUGGCGAGGAGGGUGAGGAUGACGACGGGGCGCCUGUCACUGUCACUGUUGGGGACACGUUGCUUGCGCUGCUGAAGCAAGAAAAGGAUGCCGUUGCCACGUCGUGCACCUUUCCAUCGCACGGCCGCAAGUUCCGGUGCCCGCUCUGCCCCUUCAGGGCUUUUCAAAGCCCAGAUCGGGUGCGGGUUCACGUCAGGACUUACCACAACGCAAAGUGCCAGCACUGCUGCAGCGGGACGAAGCAGCUUCGCUGCGCUCUUGCUCUCUUCGACCAUGACCAGAUUAUGGGGGGGGGCCUUCGUGCUUCCUACUUGCGCAGAAGUGCUGAGCACAUUCGCGCUUCUGCGGGGUUUCCUGUGAGCGAGACCCAGACUUCCGUGGACCGUCAUUUGAGACUAGUGCUCUCUGGCACUGGGCCAAGGUUCGUUGGCGUGUCAGCGGUCCACGGAGACCUGCGCAGGGCGCGCAAUCUCUACUAUGACCACGCCUUCGCAGACAUGGUUUUCCAGGAAACCCUGACGGCGGGCGCCCGAAUGAAGACUGUGUCUUGGCUCGACUUGAUCGGGCUUCCGCAACACACGCGGCAUUGGUGGCCCAUCGUCGAGGACGUCUUCUUCUCUGCAGCUGCGUUAAACAUCCUCCAGCAGCUUCUCCAGCAGGCUAUAGCGAGAGAAGAGUAUGUCUCCAUCAGCAUUGAUGGCACCAUGAAGUGCUGCAUGGCACUUAUGGGCCAAGCGAACUGGCGACAUCGGGGGGCCAACUCCUGCGCAGGCGCCGCAGAGCAGGCCUGGUACAAGGUCUUGACAAUUCGUGGCAGGACUGGUGCGGUGCUGCUCAUGACGCCCAUUCCUGAUGAAGACGCGCCCUCGAUUGCUGAAGCCUUGCGCAUGGGACUUUCUGGUGAGGCGCUCUCACAGGUUCGGGUGAUCCACACGGAUGAUCCAUCCGUGAGGCUGCUAGCGGCCCUUCGCAGUGUUUGUCCCAACCUAGCCUAUCUCUGCCUGGACGCCAUGCACUUGCCCAUGACAGUUGAGUACGCAUCAUCGCGCAGGCGCAGUGCUGCUUCUAAGAUGCUUCGCAAGCUCAUGGUUAAAUUCAUGCGCCGUUCCGAGUCCAUUGUGUAUGAAGCAGCUUUCAAUGGCACCAACACCGAGCCUCUUACUCUGAUCGAAAGCAACAAGCGCGAGCAGAUUCGGAAAGGCUCCAUGCUGUCUGCCACAGCAGAGCGGGUAACGCAGGAAGUUGAUGCCAAUCUUCCCUGGAGGCAGCGCUUGGAGCUGAUCGAAGCGCUCGCUGCUGUUGCUCGCCUUUAUCCCUCAGAAAUGGACCGGAAAGUGCCGGGGCCGAACAGGACCGUGCGCGAGAUGCUCUUCUCAGCCUGUUCCCCGCAAAGGCUCGGCUGGUUUUUCAACAACGUAAAGGCUCUGGCAGCUCUGCCUAGUCAUUACAUGGAGCUCCUGCCAUCCGGCACUACAUCCAAUGAAGCGCUGCACGCCGAGCUCAAAGCCUGGUUUCGCCAGACCCAGGAGAUGCACAAAUCCACUUUGCAGCUGAAACUGCAUAUUCUGCGUCUGUCCAAGCUGUGGCCACACAAUCUGGCUCUGCGACGACCCACUCUGCGUCAGGUGGAUGCAGCAACACUCCUGUGCAGGGCCUCUGCCCUCUCGCCCUGGAAGCGUGCGGAGUGGAUCUCCUUUGCUGCCUCCGCGGAGAAGGCUCGCCUCCCCUUGGCUGGGAAGCGGAAGGCAGAGGUGGCCACCGUGCGUGAGUUUGUGCGUCGCAAGCCUGCCUUCCGCAAGCCUGCUGCUUCUGAGGGAUUUCGCAAGAAGCGAACACCCUUUAAUCGACCAAGGGAGUCGUCUCUCCGAAUCAUGGGGAAGCGACCAGCGCAGAAGGGCUAG